Molecule: messenger RNA, 962 nt
Organism: Rubroshorea leprosula
Lineage: Eukaryota; Viridiplantae; Streptophyta; Magnoliopsida; Malvales; Dipterocarpaceae
Source: the annotation of a GenBank genome assembly
AAUUAUCCCAAUUUUACUUACCACAUGGCAUUUUCCCAACCAAGUUUUUUUGUCUUGUCAGUGGAAGCUUGGAUAAGCCUCCAGAAGCCUCCCAAAGGCCUCAUUUUGCUUCCCACGCCUUCCUCUUCCUCCUACAUCCUUUUCUUCCUCCUUUCUCCAACCAAGGUUAAGGAAUUAGAAGGAAAUUACAAAAUACUGUUCAUGAUUACUGUUCAAAAAUACUAUUCAUGAUUACUGUUCACGCAUUAUGCUUUGAUCUCUUUCAAUGGGAAAUCCUAAUAUUAUUUUGGACAUAUUAUGAAUUUGUUUGACAUGUGUAUGUGUUUGUGACUAUGGAGUAAGUGGACCUAAGUUUAAAGUUUGGGGUAUUUAGUGGACCCUUUGGGGUAUUCAGUGGACCUCUGCGCAGUAGGGUUAGUACUGUGAUUAGCUCCGGUACAGUGUUGCUAUCACACCUUAGUGGACUCCAUAGCAUUGUGUGAUUUUCGAUUUUAUGCAUUGCGCUUGUGACAUCAUAUUUGUGAGCAUAAGAUUUUAGUAUAUGAAUUCAAUUUAGACAUUUGUGCUUAUGAUUUGAGAAUUAUAAUAUUAUGUGAUUUGAUUUCGUUGUGUCUUAUGCUCUUUGUGUGGAUAGGUCUAAAGGUCUUAGAACCCAAAUUUAUAGCUUAAACUUAUUACUUACUGGGCUGUGAGCUCAUAAAAUCCCCCCCAUUUCAGAUCAGUAGAUCGAGGUAGCAGCAUCUCGGUUUAGGAGCUUUUGGCACGGGACUCGCAUGCUCGUUGUAUGUACAAGCUAGGGUCUCGUGUUUUCGAUAGGGAGGCAGAUCGAUAUGUUACCAAAACCAUGACUCAGCUUUUGUUUUUUUGAAAAGCUUUGAAGAAGAAUUUGCCUCGUAUAAUUUUUGUGUAAAUUAGCUUUAUGUAUAAAACUUUUAAGUUAAUUAUAAAUGAGUUUAGCUUGG